Gavia stellata (red-throated loon) is the source of this 3024-nucleotide messenger RNA. RefSeq names its product organic cation/carnitine transporter 2. Bases 1 to 1674 code for a protein of 557 amino acids. The record is from RefSeq and is a predicted model, not a curated record. Gene Ontology annotation, cellular component: membrane. NCBI's taxonomy places the organism in Eukaryota, Metazoa, Chordata, Aves, Gaviiformes, Gaviidae. Gene Ontology annotation, molecular function: transmembrane transporter activity; ATP binding. The transcript is spliced from 10 exons. Gene Ontology annotation, biological process: transmembrane transport; carnitine transport.
AUGCGCGACUACGAGGAGGUGACCGCCUUCCUGGGGGAGUGGGGCCGCUUCCAGCGCCUCGUCUUCUUCCUGCUCAGCGCCAGCAUCGUCCCCAACGGCUUCAACGGCCUCUCCAUCGUCUUCCUGGCCGGCACCCCCGAGCACCGGUGCGCCGUGCCCCGCGGGGCCAACCUGAGCGGCGAGUGGCGCAACGCCAGCAUCCCGCUGGAGCUGCGGGACGGGCGGGCGGCGCCGAGCCGCUGCCGCCGCUACCGCCUGGCCGCGCUCGCCAACUUCUCGGCGCUGGGGCUGCGGCCCGGCUCCGACGUGGAGCUGGGCUCGCUGGAGCAGGAGCCGUGCCUGGACGGCUGGGAGUACAGCCGCGACGUCUACCGCUCCACCAUCGUCACCGAGUGGAAUCUCGUAUGUGACAACGACUGGAAGGGACCCCUGAGCACCUCCCUCUUCUUUGUGGGCGUCCUGCUUGGAUCUUUCGUAUCAGGACAGCUCUCAGACAAGUUUGGCAGGAAGAAUGUGCUGUUUGCAACUCUGGCAAUGCAGACUGGCUUCAGCUUUGUACAGGUCUUCUCUACCAGCUGGGAGAUGUUUUCAGUCUUCUUUGUGCUGGUCGGCAUGGGACAGAUAUCUAACUACGUGGCAGCAUUUGUUCUCGGCACAGAAAUUCUUGGCAAAUCAAUUCGUGUGCUGUUCUGCACGCUGGGCGUUUGCAUAUUUUAUGCAUUUGGCUACAUGUUGCUGCCACUGUUUGCUUACUUCAUCAGAGACUGGCGGAUGCUGCUGCUGGCGCUUACUCUACCUGGGCUGCUCUGUAUCCCACUGUGGUGGGUCAUUCCGGAAUCUCCACGGUGGCUGAUCUCCCAGGGAAGAUUUCAAGAGGCAGAAGACAUCAUCCGAAAGGCUGCAAAAACUAAUGGCAUUACAGCCCCAGAUGUAAUACUUGACCCUAGCGAGCUGCAAGAUUUGAAUUCCCAGAAGCAACAGACGUACACCAUUUUGGAUCUAAUGAAAACCCGAAAUAUCCUAACUAUCACAAUUAUGUCAGUGAUUCUUUGGAUGAUAAUCUCUGUUGGUUAUUUUGGACUUUCUCUUGACACACCUAACUUGCAUGGAGAUGUCUAUGUGAACUGCUUCCUCUCGGCAGUGAUUGAAGUUCCAGCCUACAUUAUUUCCUGGCUGCUGCUUCGAAAUCUCCCUCGACGGUAUUCAAUGGCUGCUGCGUUAUUCUUGGGAGGCUGUGUUCUUCUCUUCAUUCAGCUGGUGCCUUCACAUAUUCGUGCGCUAUCUAUUCUACUAGUGAUGUUAGGGAAAUUUGGGAUCACAUCUGCCUUUUCAAUGGUUUAUGUUUACACGGCUGAGCUCUACCCAACGGUAGUGAGAAACAUGGGAGUUGGAGCAAGUUCCAUGGCCUCUAGACUGGGCAGCAUCCUCUCGCCUUACUUCGUUUACCUCGGUGCCUAUGAUCGAUUCCUGCCUUACAUCCUGAUGGGGAGCCUGACCGUGCUAUCAGGAAUUCUGACUUUAUUUCUGCCAGAAAGCUAUGGUAUGCCUCUUCCAGACACAAUUGAGCAAAUGCUGUUGGUGAAAGGAUUAGAAUACAGGCCUGCAUCUAGUAGCGCAAGGGAUUCCAAGGAGGAAGAAGAAAAUCCAGAGAUUUUUAAAAGCACAGCUUUUUGAUGGAACUUCUGUGUACUUCCUGGUGGACUGAAAGUUAAAUGGACUUUUCCUCUAAUAUUCGUUCUAGGAAGGGCUAGUGGCAACACUUUUGUUUCCUGUAAUUUUAACCUUAUUUAUUAAUUUAAACACUGUGUUCCGUACAUUCUCUUUUUAUAUGAACAUAAAUACUGUAUAGCCUUCAAUGAGAUUUUUCAGCCACAGUUGUUUUAAUGCAGUAGUACAAUGGAACAGUAUCUGAUCAAUCCUUCGUAACUUUAAGCAUAUAGUUCAGCUGAAAGAUACUUGAAAAUGAGUUCAAGGGCUGGCAAGGGUACCUGAUUCCUCAGUGGACCUUCUCCAGAGGUAAUGCACAUCAAGAAGUAAAGAUUGCCAGAAAAAACUGCUAAUUGGGUUUGAUUCCUUGACUUCUGUCUCUGGACAGGAAACUUAUUUAUUAUAGUGAAGGUUAUGAGAACGUUCUUCUCUGCGGUCUUACUCAAAUUACUUUGCACAUGCUGAAUUUGUUACCAAAUUCAGAAAGAUGCAAAGAAAGAUUUUGAGAAUUAAUCCUAACUUGAUAUGUUUUAACUCAACAUAGACUGAAAGGAUUGUCUUGCACAAAAUAUUUGUAGCACUAAAGUUUUGCUCACAAAAUUCACUUGAUUCCAAUGCUGGUUUUCAACGGCACCUGUAUGGUGAAGUUGUUUAUAUCUGACCCUGGAUGUGGCCUGCUUCCAGGCCGUAUUUAUUUUUAAAGUUGCAGAAGGUUUCAUCUGUAUGUGGAGGGAGCGGUGUUAGUUUGGGGUUCUUCCAUUUCGAUGUGUGUUGGAAGUUUUAUGUCUCAAUUGUUUCAACGUCUUCUGUGCAACUUGGGUGAUGGAAACAAUUCUGCUGUCUUUGUUCUGUGGUUUUCACACACGUCCUCAUACACACGCACACAAUUAAUAUAUUAAGAGCUAAAUUUUUGUGUUAAUCUAUGCCACUGCAUUGACCUCAUGGUGGAAUGUACUGAGAACAAAAUUCAGUAUAUAUUUCUCAAGUGCCAACUGUACGAUUGCUAUGAGGGCUGUUAUUUUACUUAAUUCAUGUAAUCAGUGAAUUGUUUUCAAAUUGUUCUUAAAAAAAACCCCAAAACCUUGUUGACAGUCUGCCAAGAAAUUGUUCCUUGGGUCACAGAAGCACCCUCGGCAUUACCUGUGUUUCUUUGAGUGUACAUAGAGAGUAUAUAUUUAGCCUCAUUUUGUGCUGUUCUGAUCGUGCAUUAUGUUAUACUUUGACAGAUGUGAGUGGUGAAAGAUUUCUCUCUUGUGGCACUUGCUUGUGUGUGUUCUGUCUUGUGGAGACUUAAUAAACAGAACCUCAACCUUUGUA